Molecule: messenger RNA, 1665 nt
Organism: Ambispora leptoticha
Lineage: Eukaryota; Fungi; Glomeromycota; Glomeromycetes; Archaeosporales; Ambisporaceae
Source: the annotation of a GenBank genome assembly
AUGAUUUCUGACACAAUAAAGAAUAAAAACAACAACAGGAUGUAUGAAAAGUCAAGAGAAACUAGUGUAUAUUUAAUUGAACCGGAUGACGGCGAUAUUGAAUAUACUAGAGCAUUAAAUAGACUAUCCUCUACAUCAUCCGUAUCACCCAGUUCAACAAAAUCUCUUGUAUUGUCACCCUCUCCAUCAAUGUCACUGCAAAAAUUAGCCCCGGAAAUCUUGGAAUCAAUAUUUAUUUAUCUUCCGAAGCCAUGUACCGCCGCGCCGGUGUGUCGACUAUUCCACCUAAUUGUUACCUUUUCAAAAUCAUUUAAACGGCGUUGGCUUCGCCAAUGGCUUAACCCAAAACUUCCAGAGGCAUUCAUGCCAACAUACUCUGACCUCUGUCUUGCAAUCGAGUCAAAAACGCCAAUCAACAUUUUGGUUGAGAUUGUUAAUCUUCAGAUACUUGGAAAACGAGCACUUUGCUCUUCUAGAGGAGGCCACGUUAUGCGAUUAGUUGAUGCAGCGUAUGCACAUACGGACAGCAAAAAAUUAAUCCCAUUUCUGAUCAAGAAGGGAAUGAGACUUGACGUUUAUAUUCAAAAUCACUCAACACGUGAUUUCGAGUUGACUGAAGGAGGAAAUGAAGUUGAGAAACGAAUGACAAAAGAUUAUUUCUCGGUGUUGAUUUUCGCGCGUCAACAUUCUUUUGAAUUCUACAAUCAAAUUUUGGCAUCAAAAAAUUAUUUCAGCGAAACGGAUUUAGCAUUUAGUAUUGUACUUCAUGAAAGAUUCGACGCAGCCGAUGCACUUUCUCUACACAUGCAACACACGCUAGAUGUAUUGGAUGAAAGUGUAGAUCGGCAAUACACGAAUGGAAUAGCGUGGGCUUUCACGCGAGGUCUUAACGAUGUUCAAAAACGCAAUCCGCUCUACCUUCGAAUAUGCGUCGAGAAGGCAGAUGUAAAAGCUGUCGAAACGUUAAUAAUUAACGGGGCAUUAAUUAAUAUUUCACCAUCAUCAUAUCCAAACGAUCCAGGUGCAUUUGGAUCCACUAGUUUUCUCGAAUUUUCGUUGCAAUGUUUCUUCGCCUGUCAUAAAGAACAAGAAAAGAACGACGCGAGACUCGAGAUUGUUAAACUUUUUUUAAAUCAUGGUGCAGAUCCAAAUGCUGACGAUGGACGUCCAUUGGCACUAACAGUCACCAAUUAUAAUUGGGAAUUGACGCAAUUAUUAUUGGAUGCUGGUGCUGACCCGGCUUGUGGUAACCAGAUAGCGUUGAAAAUGGCCACGGAGUUGGGAUAUAAAGAUAUGGCAAAGACGCUGCAUCAUCUAAUUAAGGUUGGGAUGAAUAGUAAGGAUACGAGACAUAGUCGUAGUGGAAGUAGCGCAGGACAUAAUCGUUUUCGCAGUGGAAGUAGUGCGGGACAUAAUCGUUUUCGUAGUGGAAGUAGUAGUGAAAGUAGAACGGAACAUAAUCGAAACAGCAGCGAUGAAGAUGAUGAAAAUGGUAACAAAAGCAACAAACGAGAUAGUACUUUAUUGAAAGCGGUACGUAUGAUGGCACACUCCCUUGAAAAAAUACAAAUUCGCCGACGCAAUAGCGAAGGCGAUGCAAAAAAUCACGUCAAUAAGUCAUCGACCACACGGAGAAGAAUGACUUCGUAUAUACCCCAACCCUAG